AUGGGGUAUACCAUGUUUUGCUGUGAUGGAGCAUCUUUUGGUAAUCCUGGAGCAGCAGGUUUUGGAGUGGUGAUGAGAAAUCACUUAUGUCAGGUGAUUGGAAUAUUAUCAGGAGGAAUAUGCAUUACAACUAAUUUUGUUGCAGAAAAUUAUGCAGUCUUAUGUGCAGCAGAGCUGGCAGGUGAAUGGGAGCUUCAAAACAUAAUCAUAAGUUCAGAUUUUAAAACAGUUAUUGAAGGAUUUCUGAAGGGGCAGGUUCCAUGGUUUAUAAGGAUGAGAUGGCAGAAAGCAGUUAAAAAGAUAUCCUCCAUAGUUUUUCAACACGGCUUCAGAGAAGUCAAUUUCUCUGCUGAUGCAGCUGCAAAAAAAGGAGCUUGCUUGGCAGCAGGUAAAAGGCAGUUAACCAUUGGAAGACCAAAUUUCUUAAUCAGACUGGAGAUGCCAGGAGUGGAAUACUUCAGGUUCUGUUUAGAUAAUGGGCCUUUGUAA
Papaver somniferum (opium poppy) is the source of this 489-nucleotide messenger RNA. Its product is annotated as ribonuclease H-like. The record is from RefSeq and is a predicted model, not a curated record. NCBI's taxonomy places the organism in Eukaryota, Viridiplantae, Streptophyta, Magnoliopsida, Ranunculales, Papaveraceae. Gene Ontology annotation, molecular function: nucleic acid binding; RNA-DNA hybrid ribonuclease activity. The coding region runs from base 1 to 489 and encodes 162 amino acids. The transcript has a single exon.